CCACAACCAUUCGAUGCGUUAGAACGACCAUGCACUGGCGAUGCACACCGCCGACAUAUAGAAGUGCAGUUAACAUUGCGGUACGGAAUAUUAAAUUAAGUAGUUUCGCCUAGCAUGAAAGUACAACUGCCAAAUUGCCUUACGAAACAUGGGAGAUAAAGAGCAUCACGUGCACUUCAGUGGGGGAAGCAGUCUCGUAAAAGACAACAAUAUUAUGAUACAACCACAACGACAUGGACAAAUUGACGCGUAUCUCGGAUUUUUACAGCUUCAUCACAGGUAUCUUGUGGAAUUUCUAAUCCCUUGGAAUAUAUGUCAGCACAGCGAAGGAAAAGCCAUAGCACCAGCCAUAAUUGUUGGAGUGAAGAACCCCAAUUGUCACAUCGUUGAUUUUGGACAAGAGAAAGAUGGCUUAAAGUUGAAAAUAGAGUUCCUAGCCCACAAGGAGAAGAUCCUGAAAGAGGAGGUGCAAAUAAGCUGCUGCAAGUCCGGGAGCCCGUUGAAAAUCCAGCUGAGUUCACGUAUCUUAGCGAAAGACAAGGGCACCCCGUUGCUGAGGAACGGCAUUCACAGCAUCGGUGUGGAGAGGCCGGAGGAAGAUGAGGUGCUGGGUACAAAAAUUAAAGAAUACCUGAGAUCGCACGGCCAACACCAACCUUGAACGGAAGCCAGCGGUCAGGUUCGUGAAGGAAAAUCGCGCGUCCGGUUGGCAAUGAAGCAUUCAACAGGGGACGGCCUAAUCGAUGUAGUGUGUUUUGGUCGGUGAUCAGGGAAUGGCUAUAAUUAGUCGAUAUAAGCAAUCACGUUUACCAUGACUCUUUAUCUUUAAAACGUAGGAUACGCCCAAGACGAGCCUAAUGCAAUCCGCUGUUUCACCUUCAAACUGCACGGUAUAACUUUUGCGAAUCAAGUGCGCAGCGUUCACCGACGAGCUUUUCACAACCCCGUUGUUCUGUCGUGUCGAUGUCGCAGAAGUCUAUUACAGAAACGACCCUUACGAUCUAGGAAAAUUAAUGUGUUCCUCUGAUCGGCCUUUCCGAUGGAUCACACCGAGAUAUGUAAUUACCGCUAAGUAUCGCGAUCACCUACUAUUAACUUCUUCAACGAGACGUAUCACGUAUUGCCUAAAGUAUAUAUACUAUAUCUACGAUAUAUCCACUCACGAAUCUAUUUAUAAUAAGCCAGAUUGUAUUUUACUAUCAUUUUACAUCGAGCGUAGGCUUUACGAACCACUAAUCAAAUACCAAUUACGAAGCCGCGAGCGUCGACGCUGUUUUUCUAAAUCUUUGCUAAGCCGAGAACCAAUCACUGAAAAAUGAACGAAUUUAACGACGAACGAGGCGUUUUAUUAAACGAUUAUCUUGCAUAUCGGACUCUGUCGAUUUUUAAUUUAAGCUCUGAUCAACGUUUUUCGACCAACCUUUGCUAGCGUGAAUAUACUAAUGUAGUAGGUAGCACCAUUUUGAAUGAAGCAUCCCUAGCUGUUACUAUACACGGUGAUGCUCAUAAGGGAAAGAACUCUCUGUCGGACUCCGAUUUUAACCAGUCUUUGCAUCUUUCUACUGUUAUAAUUACCUGACAAUUUACAAGAUACAAACAACUUUUAAUUCACGAAUCGGGAACUAAUUUUACAAUCUUCUUAAUCGAUCAUGAGUUACUGAUCGGAUUGCAAAGGCUUGUUAAAAUUGAAGUUGGGCUCCUUCCCUUGUCAGACAAGUCCACUUAAUUUUCAAUACCCGCAAAGACACACCUAGUAAAUGCGGGGAUUCAUUGUCAGCACCGGAAGCUAGUCUUCUUCAUAGGAAUACCAGUCGGUCCAUCGACAAACUCGCAAAUAUUGAAGCCAAGUCUGGCCAAGGGAUGACAGUUGCUCUUCGGGUUACCCCACUUUCCCCUGAAGCUCAUCCAGCCGGGCAGGAUGCUGUUCUCUUCCUUGAGGAGCAGCUCUAUCUUCUUCCACGUAGGCCAGGCAGUUCCAAAGCCGCUCUCGUCGUACAAACGGGGCAGCCUGACGAACUUAUGCUUUCCUGGUGCUGUCCAGAGUCCGUGGGAUCCGCGCGCGCUGAACAGUAUUGGAUGAGAACCGCCAGCGGUGAAUACCCUUUCUGGGAAUAUGGGUUUCUGGAAGAUGCCCUUUCGCGUCUCCUGGCUCUCGUAGACGAACGUGCCGCUCCGCAGAUCGUAUCUAUAAUACGCGCCAGCGUCGUGGGCGGACACGUACAUCGCCGAAGGAUAAUUGGCGUCCUGGAACAGUUCGAACGGAAGCUGAGCGAGUGCAGAAGACCUGAAAGCCAAUGAGAGGAGCAGAAGACACUUUCUAAUAUGAAUUAUGAGCAUCGUGGUCGAUUCAUCUCGGAUGUGGAACAAAAAACUGUUACGCCCUCCAUUGCCAGAGCCCGGGUCUAUUUUGACCUAAAGGAACAAAGUCACUCCCGCCGAUUUGAUUAAAUGAGCAUGCGUAUACAUCAGAAACAACAAAGAAACAAAUUAUCAAUGACGGCAAUACCGUCAAGAUGCGUUUUAAAGGAUAAUCAUGAAACUAUGAACGGUAAAUCGUUGCGUCAACUAAAUGACAUCAUACGUUCCUCCCAUCGAAAUCGAUUGACACGGAUUUGCGAGGAACACUUUCAAGACACGUCUCGAAAAUUGGAUAAAUACCAUGAACGAUCAAUCAUUUCGCCCAUUUAAAACAGCGUUAUCGUUAUCGUCGUCGGAAUAGAUCGACCCGGCGACGAGGAUCUUCGUAACGUCGACUAUAUCGUGUACCUUGAAAUAAAGACUCAUGUGUUCCCAA
Molecule: messenger RNA, 2794 nt
Organism: Megalopta genalis
Lineage: Eukaryota; Metazoa; Arthropoda; Insecta; Hymenoptera; Halictidae
Product: adipose-secreted signaling protein
Source: RefSeq, a predicted model, not a curated record